Molecule: messenger RNA, 3917 nt
Organism: Xenia sp. Carnegie-2017
Lineage: Eukaryota; Metazoa; Cnidaria; Anthozoa; Malacalcyonacea; Xeniidae
Exons: 2
Coding region: 85-1335 (416 amino acids)
Biological process (GO): DNA replication
Molecular function (GO): DNA binding; nucleotide binding; DNA-directed DNA polymerase activity
Source: RefSeq, a predicted model, not a curated record
UAUACAGCAAUUGCCCAUAAUGCCAAAGGAUUUGACGCUGUUAUCAUUCAAAAAUGGCUCAUACAAUAUCGGCCGACAUCCGAUAUGCAUGUCAUUCAUUCGGGUCAGAAAGUAAUGGAACUAUUUUUAAAAGAUUAUCAGAUGACGCUAAUCGACUCGUUAAACUUCCUAAGUAUGCCUCUUUCCGAUUUGCCCGAAACGUUUGGAUUAGAUCUGUCGAUGUAUUCGAAAGGCGAUUUCCCUUUUAAAUUUAACACACGAGAAAAUCAGAAAUACGUUGGACCUAUUCUGGCUCUUGAAUAUUAUAGCCCCGACGCAAAGUCAAAAUGUAAAAGAGAUGAGCUAAUUGCAUGGCAUCAGAACUUAAUUGAUGAGGGAUACGUUUUGGACUUUCAAAAAGAAAUGUACAAAUACUGUUCUCAAGAUGUAACUAUUUUGCGUUUGUGUUGCAUGGAAUUCAGAAAGUUGUUUUUGGCCGAAACACGUGUAGACCCAUUUUGUUAUUGCACAAUUGCAUCUUCGGUCAUGGCAGUGUUUCAUUCAAACUAUUUAAAAGAAAAAACCAUUGGCAUUGUACCCAGGAAUAUGUAUCGUGAUAGCAAUAAACCGUAUUCAAACAGUGCCAUUGAGUGGCUGGAGUUUGUUUCCUUUCAAACAAAAAGCAAUAUCAAACACGCUCUUCAUAAUGGGGGGGAGAAAGUUAUUCAUGACUCGUUGUUAAAUAAACAUUAUUAUGUCGACGGAUUUUGUGAAGACACAAACACCGUGUAUGAGUUCUACGGAAAAGUUUAUCACGGCUGCCCUUUAUGCCUGGAUUUGAAGAGUGAAAAUCCUUACCGUACAGGUACAACGCCAAGAGAAGCAUAUAACCGAACCAUUGACCGUGAAAAAAGAUUAACGGAGUUAGGAUAUAAAGUAAAAACCAUAUGGGAGCAUGAUUUCAAGCAACUCAGACAAACUCCUCAAAUGCAGCAUUUUUUAAACACACAUGAAUUUAUAACAGACCUUUACCCUGCCGAUAGCUUUUUUGGUGGAAGAGUUGAGGGUUUUAAACUGUUUCGUAAGGCCGAAGAAAAUGAGAAAAUCUUUUAUAACGAUUUUACAAGUCUUUAUCCAUUCGUUAUGAAAAAUUGCCGUUAUCCUAUAGGUCACCCUACAAUUAUUCGCAAAAAUUUUGAAGAUCUUUCAAAUUACUUCGGUUUGAUUAAGUGUCGCGUUUUGGCACCGGCAGGCUUGUAUCAUUCCGUGCUCCCGAUGAAAGUUAAUGGUAAAUUAAUGUUUCCAUUGUGUAAGCAAUGUGCUAUAACAGCCUCAGCAGAAUGUCAUCAUUCCUAAAACCGGCGUUCAUUUUGCGGGACUUUUACGACCAUUGAAAUGAGCAAGGCAAUCGAAAAAGGCUACAAAAUUUUGGAGGUGCAUGAAAUUUGGCAUUUUGAAGAAACAUCGGACAGUUUAUUUAGUGAAUAUGUAAAUUUCUUUUUGCGGUUGAAACAAGAAGCUUCGGGCUUUCCGGAUUGGGUAAACUCAGACGCAGACCAGGUAAAAUAUAUCGACGACUAUCUAAAGCACGAGGGAAUUCAAUUGCGUAAGGAAAUAAUUGUGAAAAAUCCAGGUUUAAGAGCGCUAGCAAAACUUUGUUUAAACUCGCUUUGGGGUAAAUUUGCACAACGUAAUGAUAUGUUAAUUACGGAGUUUAUUCACGAUCCGCUUGUAUUUUACAAACGAUUAAAUAGCGCAGACACUGAAAUUCACGACAUGCAAUUACUGAAUGAUGAUUUAGUCGAAGUUGUAUACAAGCGUGAUUGGGAGUUUCAAAAAGAAAAUAAAACAACAAAUAUUUUUAUUGGUAUUUUUACAACUACAUGGGCACGUUUGGAGCUCUACAGUUUGUUAGAUUUACUAGGAAUUAAUUCGCUCUAUGUCGACACAGACAGUUGUGUGUAUGUUGCAAAGCCUGAUUCUCCAAAGCCUCCUUUAGGAGACUAUUUAGGAGAUUUGACCGAUGAAAUUGGUGAAGGCGAACACAUUACUGAAUUUGUCUGUGGGGGCCUAAGAAUUAUGCUUUUACAGUUAGUAAUGGCGAGCAACACUGUAAAAUAAGAGGCUUUACAUUGAAUUUUAAAAAUAGCUUGCUUUUAAACUUCGACACGUUAAAAGAUAUGAUUUAUAAUUAUGUUGAAAAACCGUCAACUGUACAAAUAGAAGAAAGUAAAAUAGUCAGGGAGAAAUGGUCGCAUAAACUUGUAAAUAAAAAUCAAAUUAAGAAAUAUCAAGUUGUCUUUGACAAACGUAUAAUAAUAGACGGAGGUGCCGAUACCAUUCACUACGGCUAUAAUUGGUUUCCGUCAGCGGAAAUUUCCAACAGUUUACCUCAGAUCGCACGCGAAGCCGUGGCUAAUGAUAUUUUAUUCACAUCCGUGCAUCCAACCGCACUAGAAAAUUACAAUGAAUGUAUGACAGGUCAAGGUGAAUGCAGCGAGUCGAUUGAUUUAAUGGAAACCGACUCUGAAGACGAAGAAAGCUUUUCCGAAAGACAAUCCGAUGUGGAGUUUCUUGACGACAUUGAUCACUCCGACAGUGAACUUUCGUUUUACAGACAGAUUGAUAAUCAAGUAUAGAGUCGAGACAGACUGAGGUUGUUUGACACAUUUCUACACUGGACAAGGCUAACGAUGAUUGAACACGAUACGCAGUCAUUUCUAUGUGAUCGGUAUGUGCAGACGGGAAACAGCGACGACAAUUGCGAGCCAUGCAAUACAUCAACGUUAUACAGACAAAUAUGGAAACUAUCGUAGAAGGAACCAACACAUAAAAGUUGACAGUUGUUUCUUUCGCUGAUGGAACUAAAUACAUGAACGAUGAAGACGAUACCAUUGAUUCUGACAGUGACGGUGAUAACGAUAAAGACGAAGACGACAGCUGCGAAUGAAACGGUGAUGAUGCUGAUGGUGAUAGUGGGGUAACAGUGGUAAUAACGACAACAGAGGCGAUGACUUUGAAGUUGAGAAUGAUAUCGUUGAAUGUGGAGGAAUUGACGGCGUGGACGGCGACAACCGCAAAGAUGUAGACAAUAACAACAGCGACGGUGAUGAGGUUGAAAUGGAGGUUGACAUGUUAAAAAAAAAAAAAAAAAAUCCGUGAGGGGCGAAUAUAAAACUUUUGGCGGGACGACGGAACGUGAGAUGAUUUACAUGGGGUGGACAUAAUCAACGACGAUGGUAGAAGAGAAAAACUGACUGAUGACUGAGGCAAACGAUUGCUUGUGGUUGACGUAUACGGAAAAAGUUGUGUCACAAGCGAAAAUGAGUUCACAGACAACAAAUAUAAAUCUUUCUUUCGGGCUGGACACGGAUCAAACAACACAUUUAACAUUGAGAAAUUGACAGGACAGGACAGAGGGUUUUCACGUAAAUCAAUGUACAUAAGUCUUGGGUACGCACGGAAUAACAUCCAGUUCAUUCACACCUUUAAUGUUGUUUCGUCUCAACGACAAAAUCCGUAUUCGUGCAUCUUUUACCGUUCUGACAGGAACAUGCUUGAGAUCCAUGUUAGAACAAUCUAACAUAUGAUAUCGCUUCACAUAACCGCAUUUUUCACCGUGGUUUGCACAGCCAUAAGGAAAAAACAUACAGACAGCAAGGAAUUCAUUAUGGAAAAUUGGAAAAGUUACAAACAACUCUUGUGAAAUAUGAAUGUUGCGAACUAUGAAUGUAGUUACAAAAUGAAUGAACGAUUAAAAGACAUGCCUAUGCUUGUGAGGAUUUUAAAGUAAACCCUCAAGUGCUUUUCAAAAUUUUCUGUCAUAAAUAUCUGCUAAAGUAUGAUGUGCUCAUAUAUAAUCAAUAGAGAUUUUUGUUGCUUGAUUGAUGUAGAUAAUUAGAAAAAUAUUUAAUAAAAAUUGUUCAUUGUCCAAUGUA